AAGAAAAAGGCCAGCAACAUGGCGCGUCGAAAGCAGGAAAUCCAACUACAGCAGGAGAUAGAAACACAAGAGGAGUGGGAGGAUAUCAUGUCCAAGGAGGGACUAUAUGUGGUAGAUGUUUACCAGGAGUGGUGCGGGCCAUGCACUGGGCUUGUUGCUAACUUAAAACGAUUAAAAAAUGAACUUGGCGAUGACUUACUACAUUUUGCAAUCGCUAAAGCAGACACGAUUGAUGCACUGGAGAAAUACAGAGGGCGCUGUGAGCCAUGUUUCCUGUUCUAUGCGGGAGGAGUGUUGGUGGCUGUAGUCAGGGGAGCUAACUCUCCACAGGUAAUGAGAACAGUCACAGAACAGUUACAACACGAGCACAAGGUUAUUGAUGGCUCAGGAGAAAGGAAAGAGAUCAAGGACCCAUACAUUUCUAUGGUGGAUAACAUGGAUAAUGAAAUGGAUGAGGAUGAAGAGGAAGCAGAGGAUGGUCGGCCAGCCAGUAAGAAAGGCGGAAAACAAAUGAAAUUUAAGGGUGAAAUCAUCAAUUAUGGGGAUGAAAAUGACCGCUCACAAGAGACAAAGAAAGAGGUCACAGUUGCCGUCAUCAAACCAGACGCUGUAAAGGCUGGUAAAGUGGAUGAGAUUAUUGAGGAUAUCAAGGCCCAUGGUAUUGAGAUCCUGAAACAGGAAGAACGAUUGAUGACAGAGGACGAAGCUAAGAACAUCUACACUCAUCUCCAGGACGAGGAAUUCUUCAAUGAUCUGAUCACAAUCAUGACAAGCGGCCCAUCUCACAUACUGGUACUCACAAAGGGACGAACCGGUGAAAACAUUAUAAACGAAUUCAGAGAUCUGAUAGGACCUACAUCAGUAGAAGAGGCAAAGGAAAAUAAACCAGAAAGCUUGAGGGCAAAACAUGGUCAGGAAACAUAUAUGAAUGCCUUACACGGUAGCAGUUCUGAGGACCAAGCUAUGAGGGAGCUGGCCUUCUUUUUCCCUGAUUAUGCCAUACCAGCAGCUGAGGGAAAACCCAAACUACAGAGAACAUUGGCUCUUAUCAGGCCAGACGCCUUCAGACUACACAAAGAUGAGGUAAUACAGAUGAUUAGUGAUGCCGGAUUCAAGAUUGCUCUACAGAAGGAAAUGUCACUGACGAAAGAGAUGGCUGAAGACUUUUAUAAAGAACACCAGGGUCAGGAGUACUUUGAUGAACUCACGACACGCAUGUCAAGCGGUCCAUUGUUGGCACUUGGUCUGGCACGAGAGGAUGCUGUUGAGGGCUGGAGAAGUAUGUUGGGACCCAAAGAACUGGAAAAAGCCAAGGAAGAGGCACCAGAUAGUUUAAGAGCCAAAUUUGCUGUUGAGGAUGUAAUGGUAAACCAGUUCCAUGGUUCCGAUUCAGAAUCUUCAGCUCAAAAAGAACUCGAGUAUUUCUUCCCAGUACAACAAACAAUGGCAGUCAUCAAGCCGGACGCCUUAGGAACUAAAGAUGAAAUUAUUGAAAAAGUACACGAAGCCGGAUUUAAAAUUGCUGCAAGAAAAGAGACGACGUUAUCCAAAGAAAUUGCUGAAGAAUUUUAUUCAGAUCACAAAGACAAAGAUUAUUAUAAUGACCUUGUGGAACAUAUGUCAAGUGGUCCAACAAUGUUUAUGGUGCUUUCAAGAGAAGAUGCUGUAGAUGGCUGGCGGUCACUGAUCGGUCCUACCGAUCCAGAGAAGGCAAAAGAGGAGAGUCCAGAAUCGUUACGUGCCUUGUAUGGUGGAGAUAUACUGAAGAAUGCUGUACAUGGUAGCUCAAAUACUGACCGAGCCAAGGAACAUAUACAGAAGAUAUUCGGUGAUUUGAAGUUUACACCUGAGGGGUUUCUCAUCACAGACGAAGAAGAAAUGCAAGAACAAGAUGGAAAGACAGAAGAAGCACCCGGAGAGCAAACACAGCAAACAACAGAAGGAGGAGAACAAAAAGAAGGAGAAGAAAAGAAAGAGGAAAGUACAGAGGGUGGAGAACAGACAACACAACAGCAAGGGCAGGAACAAGAAGGGGAAGGAGAGGAAAAGAAAGAGGAAAGUACAGAGGGUGGAGAUCAGACAACAGAACAAGAGAAACAAGGAGAUCUAGAAGCACCACAAGAAGAACAGGCUGAAACACAAGAAGGAGACACUGCUGUAUCAAAGAAAAGUGCAGAAUCUGAGGACGCUGCUCCAGAGGAACGUCAUAGACUCAAAGAGGCUGAGACAGCCCAAACAGAGGAAGAGAAACCACAGGAGGAACAAAAGCCAUCAGAAGAAGCUAAACCAACAGAGGAGGAAGCUCCUAAACAAGAAGCUAAACCUGAGGAGGCAAAAACAGAGGAAGAGGCUCCUAAAGAGGAAGAAAAGACAGAGGAAGCUCCUAAAGAAGAAGAAAAGAAGGAAGAAGAGGUAAAACAGGAAGAGGAAGCUCCCAAACCCUCUGAAGAGGAAGCAAAGCCAGAAGAGGCGACAAAAACAGAGGAACCAGAACAGCAGUCUGAAGAACCAGCAAAGACAGAAGAAGCAGCACCAGAAGAAGCCAAGACAGAAGGUGAAGAGGAGAAGAAAGAAGAGACCAAAGCUGAAGAAGGUGCAGCAUAAAUAAGGAUGUCAAAUUGUGAUCUAAAGAAAGAAUUGGACCAAAAGAUGAUUCAUUACAAUCAAAAACUUCCAC
Ylistrum balloti is the source of this 2677-nucleotide messenger RNA. RefSeq names its product thioredoxin domain-containing protein 3 homolog. Gene Ontology annotation, molecular function: nucleoside diphosphate kinase activity. Gene Ontology annotation, biological process: UTP biosynthetic process; GTP biosynthetic process; CTP biosynthetic process. Lineage: Eukaryota; Metazoa; Mollusca; Bivalvia; Pectinida; Pectinidae. The record is from RefSeq and is a predicted model, not a curated record. Bases 19 to 2604 code for a protein of 861 amino acids. The transcript is spliced from 30 exons.